AUGUAUGAAUGCAACGAGAAUGCCCCAUCACCCACACAUUUGACAUCCAAAGAUAGUCGUUAUCAUGAUUCUGACAAUUCCCCAUCUCGACCCCGAGCAGCUGCAUCUCGCAAUAGUUCCAUAGCAGGACCAGGAACAGAAACCCUGUUCUCACUGGGCUCCCACACAAACAGCCAUUCUAUAAGCAGUAACCCUGGCAUCAUACUGACCCCUCCUUCCUCCACAACCCUCUCCACCCCUUCAAGUACCCACCUCACCGACCCAGCCGCCUCUACCACAGCCGCGUUAGCGAUAUUCCCAAACAAAAAUACUAGCACAAACACCAGAAGCACCAGCACACGAACAACCAAUACCCAACGCCAACUAGAACCCACCCCUGAACUCUCCGACACGGGCUUCUACCGCCAACGCGCCGAGCUCGCAGCCCAUUCCGGCCACGAACUGAUCAACGUACCUCACAGCCAGCGCCUGCAUCCUCACCAUCACCGUCCAUCACCGCGCCAAUCCCAGGUCUCGUCGACUUUGAGUCCCAAUCUCCGUCCCCCACCUGCCAUACCGAUCGUCACUGCGGACGGCGUGGUGCUGACGUCCAACUUAGACCAACUGGCCAAGGAUUCUAGCCCUAGGAGUGCUGCCGGGUCUGACGAGGACCAUGUCAUGAGCUUCAUGCGGUAUGAUGCCGCCAAGGACGCGAUGUUACCGGCCUAUCAGGCCAGCUUGGGGAGGUCGUCGACUGGGAGUGCGAAUGUCGCUGGCAAUGAGAAUGUCAGUGCUUGGGAGGAGAAGGAGAGAAGGGAGGUCAGACAUUGA
Messenger RNA from Aspergillus melleus, 810 nucleotides. RefSeq lists its product as uncharacterized. The coding region runs from base 1 to 810 and encodes 269 amino acids. Lineage: Eukaryota; Fungi; Ascomycota; Eurotiomycetes; Eurotiales; Aspergillaceae. The transcript is spliced from 2 exons. The record is from RefSeq and is a predicted model, not a curated record.